AUGAGCCCACUAAAAAGGUGUUUGGGUAGCGACAGAAAAAAAGAAGUUAAACGACUUUCUAAUAAUAGUGGAGCGGAAGAAAAUAUUGAAUUUCAAGAAUGGUUGAAUAAAACAUGUCUGAGUGUGGAAGAUAAAGAAAAAGUAAAAGAAAUUAUCAUUGAUGAAAACAAUCCUCUUGAAGAAAUAGACGGUGGAAAGCUAGAUUUACGCGAAUAUCCUAAUUUAGAAACAUUGAUAAUUGACGGAGAAGAGUUAAAAAGUAAAUUGAUUUCUUUAAACGUAAGUAAAUGCCUAAACUUAAAAAGAGUUUAUUGUUAUGGUAAUCAACUGACCAAACUCGAUUUAACUAACCUACCGAAACUAGAAGAACUUAUUUGUAGUGACAAUAGACUCACUAGCCUUGAUUUAACUAAUUUGAAUCGAUUGAAAUUACUUCUUUGCCGCGAUAAUCAAUUGACUAAAAUAAAUUACCCUUUGAACCCAAAAAAGUUAACUGAAUUGAGCAUAAGAAACAAUAAUUUGGUUGAACACGAUCUAUCGAUUUUUAGUAGAUUCAUUAAUUUGGAAAAGUUAUUCAUUGGUAAUGAUUAUAAAGAAAAUAUUGAAAAAGGUGAGUACAAUCGUUUCUUUGGUAGUUUAAAGCCACUGCAGAAUCUAACCAAAUUGAAGUUGCUUCAUAUCAACAACACUUAUGUCGACACCGACCUAGAAAAUUUGCCCGAAAAUAUCAGAGAAAUCUACUGCCAAACUUGUCUGGAUGAUAAUCAAUUGGCUAAAUUGCAACUUGAAAGUGAAACCAAGAUUCACGCUUUACCUCACAAUUACGACGAGAAUGAGAAGAAAAUGACUUCAGUUAUCAAGAAACUAAGCAACCAAAAAUAUCCCAAAGAAAAAAGAAAUAAAGUUAGAGAAAUUUACCUCAAUGAACCCGGUUUAGAGGGUGAAUUGGACUUAAGCGACUUUACUUAUGAUGGAUACGGAGACAUAAAAGUAUAUAUUUCCACUUGUGUGGACGAAGCUAAGUUAAUUAUAAAAACUCAGCUGGAAAAGGUUAAAAUUAUGAAACUAGUUCAGGCUCAAAAGUACAUCUGUAAACAAUAUCCAACUACAGAAGCUAGAGAAAACACAACAAAAUUAGGCAUUAGUUCGGAAAAUCUUGAAGGAGAAUUAGACCUCUCGGACUUUGUCAAUCUAAGAUCACUGAACUGCUCUUAUAACAAACUAACUUCUCUAAACAUUAAUAAUUGUUCGCAGUUGGAAUCAAUUUGGUGUACUGGUAACCAACUAAUCAAUCUGGAAAUUAGUAGUUGUCCUAAUUUAACGUUAAUUGAUUGUUCAGAAAACCAGUUAGUUGGUUUAGAUUUUAGUCAGAAUAACUCAUUAAGUGAAAUACACUGUCACGGAAACUUGCUUGAAGAAAUUACUUUACCUUCUAUUAAGGACAAACUUAUAAUACUAAUUCUAAAUGUUAAGGAAAAAAUCAACCAAGGUAUUUAUAAUCGUUGGUAUGGUUCUUUAAUGUUUUUGAAAAAUAUAGCCAAGUUAAAAGAAUUGGAAAUUAUUGACACUGAUAUCGAUUCUGGUUUGGAGCAUUUGCCUGCCAACUUAGAAAAAAUUUAUUGUAAGUGGAGGGAUGAUGGCAAUCUAUUUUCGAAAUUUGCAGAAGAGGCAACCCAAAAAUGGAUAGAAUUAGGAUUCACUAAAGAUGCUUGCGAAGAGUGGUUAAAAGUCGGGAUGAAAGUUGACGAUAGUGAUUAUUGUGCUUGGUUAAGAGAUGUUAAAAAAAUUGAUGCAAAGGAAAUGAUGGAUUACGAUAAUAAUGAACAAUUAGAAAAAGAAUUUAAGGAGCAUCUAAAGACAUUAGAAACUAAAGAAAAAGAAUUAGAAAACUUAAAGUCAGAGUUGCAAUUAUUAGGGGGAAAAAUGGUUAAUUGGAGUAAAAAAAGAAAAAUAAAAGAAAGUAUAGAUAAUUUAACUAAUGAAAUAAAUAUUACAAAAGGUUUAAAGCUUAGUGGGAAA
Messenger RNA from Racocetra persica, 2019 nucleotides. NCBI's taxonomy places the organism in Eukaryota, Fungi, Glomeromycota, Glomeromycetes, Diversisporales, Gigasporaceae. The record is from the annotation of a GenBank genome assembly.